This is a messenger RNA of Echinococcus granulosus, 636 nucleotides long. RefSeq lists its product as hypothetical. The record is from RefSeq and is a predicted model, not a curated record. NCBI's taxonomy places the organism in Eukaryota, Metazoa, Platyhelminthes, Cestoda, Cyclophyllidea, Taeniidae. The coding region runs from base 1 to 636 and encodes 211 amino acids. The transcript has 3 exons.
AUGUGCUGUCGCGCUUGCUGUUACCGAGGCCCUCCCCGCAUCACACCAAAACACAUUGCACCAGACCACAUCACAUGGUACCGCGUCGUGCCCAAUCUACAGGAGCUAGGUGGCCUUAACAACACCGCCACUGGACCGCGCUUGCUCUCAUCGCUGCAAAGCGUUAGCAACUCUGCUACCCAGGCAGCUGAGUUCGGCCUUCGUCUGCACCUGGACCUUCAUCUCCAACUUCGAGCACACACAGACAUCCAGCCUAAACAGAAUCGCAGUGUUGACGCUUCGCCGUGUGGAGUGAAAGACUGUAGUUAUAUCGAUUGGGAACUCUCCGCCCAACAGCAUGUAUUGCUUAUGCGUUGGAAUUCCAUCGGUCCGCUCACAGAUGGCCGACGUCUCGAGAACGCUACGUCCCAUCCCGAUGCUUUACCAAACAUUUUCCAAUUCAACCGUAUUCGACAACGAACACUUUUAGGACUAAGUCUGAACUCUCAGAACAAACGCCCCGUCCGGCUACUGCGACGUUGUUGCGGAAAUAACACCGACAUACCCGAUAGCAUGUCGCACCAGCGACUAUACCAGAUGCCCGCCAAACAGGGGCCGUCGACUACUGGCAAGGGCAUGCCUACUGCAAAUGCCUAG